Messenger RNA from Sinocyclocheilus grahami, 8297 nucleotides. RefSeq names its product filamin B a (gene flnba). Gene Ontology annotation, biological process: actin cytoskeleton organization. Bases 1 to 7575 code for a protein of 2524 amino acids. The record is from RefSeq and is a predicted model, not a curated record. The transcript is spliced from 44 exons. Lineage: Eukaryota; Metazoa; Chordata; Actinopteri; Cypriniformes; Cyprinidae. Gene Ontology annotation, molecular function: actin filament binding.
AUGGUAACCUUCAUUCUGCUGUUCUCUGAAUGCGCUCAGUCGGCAGCAGUGUUUUUUGUUGUUGUAUUGUUGGGCCGUCCGGUGGUGAGGGGGCUCCUUAUGGAGAUCCCAUUAAACGGGAACCUCGUGAAGGCGGGCGGGUGGGACGGGACGGGACAGGGGGACAGCAAAGCGAUUGUGGACGGGAACCUGAAGUUGAUCCUGGGUCUGGUGUGGACCCUCAUCCUCCAUUACUCCAUCUCUAUGCCCGUCUGGGAGGAUGAAGACGACGGCGAAGCCAAGAAACAGACGCCCAAGCAGAGACUGCUCGGCUGGAUCCAGAACAAAGUGCCUGACCUCCCCAUCACUAACUUCAGUCAGGACUGGAGGAACGGCCGAGUGCUGGGAGCUCUGGUGGACAGCUGCGCUCCAGGCCUGUGUCCUGACUGGGAGAUCUGGGACGAGGCGAAGCCGGUGGAAAAUGCCACUGAGGCAAUGCAGCUCGCUGAUGAUUGGCUGGGAAUCCCACAGGUUAUCGCUCCAGAGGAGAUCAUUGACCCCAGUGUGGACGAGCAGUCAGUCAUGACGUAUCUGUCUCAGUUCCCCAAAGCCAAACUGAAGCCCGGAGCUCCUCUCAAACCCAAACUCAACCCGAAGAAGGCACGCGCGUACGGCCCAGGCAUCGAGCCGACCGGGAACCGGGUGAUGCGUCCGGCUGUGUUCACGGUGGACACCUUCAGCGCGGGUCAAGGCCAGGUCACUGUCUAUGUUGAAGACCCAGAGGGCCGCAGAGAGGAGGUCAAACCUGUGCUCAAUGAAGGCAAAAAGACCUACAGCGUGACGUACAUCCCUCAGGUCAUGGGACCGCACAAGGUCACUGUGCUUUUCGCUGGACAGCAAAUCCCAAAGAGCCCGUUUGAGGUGAACGUGGACAAAGCCCAGGGAGACGCCACUAAAGUCACGGCUAAAGGACCCGGACUGGAGCCGCUAGGCAACAUCGCCAACAAACCCACCUUCUUCGACAUCUACACCGCAGAUCGCCUCAGAUGCUGGCAUGACAUUAAAUACAGUAUAUACUACUACUACAACGGCUUAUCAUGUAUUGUGUGUUUGUGUGUUUCAGCGUCUGUUCCCGGUGCGUGCCGUGCCACCGGUCGAGGUCUGCAGCCCAGAGGGGUGAGAGUGCGUCAGGUGGCUGAUUUUAAGGUGGACACCCGUAACGCUGGUAGUGGUGAUCUGAAGGUCACUGUUAAAGGACCCAAAGGUCUAGAGGAGCCUGUGAAACAGAAGGACACUUCAGAAGGCGUUUACUCUUAUGAAUACCAUCCACACACACCUGGCAAAUACACAGUCAGCAUCACCUGGGCCGGACAGCACAUUCCCAAGAGCCCCUUCGAGGUUCAGGUGGGCUCUGAAGCCGGACAGCAGAAGAUCCGUGCGUGGGGUCCGGGGCUGGAGGAAGGCGUUGUGGGCAAGUCUGCGGACUUUGUGGCCGAAUCCAUCGGAACUGAGGUCGGAGUUCUCGGCUUCGCCAUCGAGGGUCCGUCUCAGGCCCGGAUCGAGUGUGAUGAUCAGAACGACGGCUCGUGUAAUGUGAGGUACUGGCCCACCGAAUCGGGUGAAUACGCUGUCCAUGUCAUGUGUGAUGAUGAAGACAUUGAAGACAGUCCCUUCAUGGCCUACAUCGUCCCUGAGAACAAAGCCAGCAACCCCAACCAGGUCAGGGCUUAUGGACCAGGACUGGAGAAGACCGGCUGUAUCAUAAACAAACCUGCAGAGUUCACCGUCGAGGCCAAAGACACUGGAAACGGACCGCUGAGAAUCAUCGCACAGGAUGCAGAUGGCGUCCCCAUCGAUGUGAAGGUGAAGAGCAAAGGUGAUAACGUGUAUUCCUGCUCGUACACGCCGACCUCGGCCGUCAAACACACGCUGGCCGUGACCUGGGGAGGCGUCAGCGUUCCCAGCAGCCCCUUCAGGGUGAAUGUUGGAAAGGGAUGCCACCCUCACAAAGUCAAAGUGUUUGGUCCAGGACUGGAGAGAAGCGGACUGAAAGCUCACGAGCCGACACACUUCACCGUGGACUGCACAGAAGCUGGAGAAGGUGACGUCAGUGUUGGAAUCAAGUGUGAAGCUAAUGUUAUCAGCGAUAAUGAAGAGGAUGUUGAUUUUGACAUCAUUCCCAAUGCCAAUGACACCAUCACUGUCAAAUAUAUUCCUCCUGGAGCCGGACGCCUCACAAUCAAAGUCCUUUUUACUGAUCAAGAAAUCCCGGCCAGUCCGUUCCGUGUUAUAGUGGAUCCCUCACAUGACGCCUCCAAAGUGAAGGCAGAGGGACCAGGACUCGCCCGAGCAGGUGUGGAGAGUGGAAAACCAACACACUUCACCGUUUACACCAAAGGAGCUGGCAAAGCUCCUCUGGACGUGCAGUUUUCUGGACCUAAUAAAGGACAGCCCGUUCAAGGCUUUGAGAUCAUUGACAACUAUGACUAUUCCCACACCGUCAAGUACACACCAGUCCAGCAGGGAGAGAUGGUGAUAACUGUGACCUUCGGUGGUGACCCCAUUUCUAAAAGCCCCUUCGCUGUUGGUGUUGCUGCUCCAUUGGACCUUAGCAAGAUCCAAGUGAAUGGCCUGGAAAAUCGAGUGCAAGUGGCUGAGGAUCAAGAGUUUGCUGUUGGUACAAGAGGAGCAGGUGGACAAGGCAAACUGGAAGUCAAGAUCACCAGCCCAUCAGGGAAGUCUGUGCCCUGCGUCGUGGAGCCUCAACCUGGUAAAGGAGCCAGUCUGGUGAAGUACAUCCCCAAAGAGGAGGGCGCCUACGUUGUGGAGGUCGUUUAUGAUGGCAAUCCAGUUCCAGGAAGCCCUUUCUCAGUUGAAGCCAUGCUGCCUCCUGAUCCCAGCAAGGUCAAAGCGUUUGGUCCAGGAUUGAAGGGUGGUCUUGUGGCGAGCCCUGCUGAGUUUACCAUUGACACCAAGGGCGCUGGAACCGGUGGACUCGGUCUUACCGUCGAGGGCCCAACCGAAGCCAAAAUGGAGUGCUCUGACAAUGGCGACGGCACCUGCUCUGUGUCGUACCUCCCCACCGAACCCGGAGCUUAUCUAAUCAACAUUCUCUUCGAGGACGUACACAUUCCCGGCUCGCCUUUCCACGCUGACAUCCAAUACCCGUUUGAUCCCACCAAAGUGGUGGCGUCCGGCUCCGGGCUGAAACGAGGCAAAGUAGGCGAGACCAGUGUGCUGAACGUCGACUGCGCCAAAGCUGGACCGGGCCAGUUGACGCUGGAGGCCGAGUCUGAUUCUGGAGUGAAAGCCAAGACUGAAGUUCUGGACAACAAGGACGGGACCUACACGGUCACCUACGUCCCGCUGACGGCGGGUAUGUACACGCUACUGCUGAAGUAUGGAGGGAAGACUGUCCCCAACUUCCCCGCCAAAGUGAACGUGGAUCCGGCUGUCGAUACCAGCAAAGUGAAGGUGUUUGGACCAGGAGUUGCAGGAAAAGGCGUUUUCAGGGAGGCCACGACCGACUUCACCGUGGAUGCACAAGCUUUGACCAAAGUUGGUGGGAAACACAUUAAAGCUCAUGUGAAGAACCCGUCGGGUGCUGCUACAGACUGUGUUAUUAGUGACAACAGUGACGGGACUUACAACGUGGAAUACACUCCGUUUGAGAAUGGAAUCCACAGUGUGGAGGUUCUCUACGAUGAGACUCCGGUUCCAAAGAGCCCGUUCCAGGUUGGGGUGGGCGAGGGCUGUGACCCCUCACGUGUGCAGGCCAAGGGCCCGGGUCUGGAAGAAGCACUGACCGACAAACCCAACAAGUUCUCCAUCGUCACCAGAGGAGCGGGUAUUGGUGGAUUGGGAAUAACCAUAGAAGGUCCAUCUGAGUCGAAAAUGUCCUGCAAAGAUAACAAAGAUGGCAGCUGUAAUGUUGAAUACACCCCGUAUGUGCCUGGACUGUAUGACGUCAACAUCACGUAUGGAGGACAGCACAUUUCCGGAAGCCCGUUUAAAGUGCCGGUGAAGGAUGUUGUUGACUCCAGUAAGGUGAAGAUCUCUGGGCCUGGUGUCGGUUCUGGAGUGAGAGCUAAAGUCCCACAAUCCUUCACUGUGGACUGCAGUAAAGCUGGUGUCGCUCCUCUCUCUGUGGCCGUAACUGGACCUAAAGGUAUAGCCGACCCAGUUGAAGUCACAGACAAUGGUGACGGCACACACACAGUGGCCUACACACCGUCUGUGGAGGGCUCGUACUCCGUCGCGGUCAAAUACGCAGACGAGGAAGUUCCACGCAGUCCGUUCAAACUGCGUGUUCAGCCCACUCAUGAUGCCAGUAAGGUGCGUGCCAGCGGCCCCGGCCUGACCACCGGCCUCUCGGCCAGCUUCCCUGUGGAGUUCACCAUCGAUGCCAAAGACGCCGGCGAGGGCCAGCUGUCUGUGCAGAUCACUGAUCAGGAUGGUAAACCCAAGAAAGCCAACAUACAGGACAACCGGGAUGGAACCUACAAAGUGUCUUACGUGCCGGACAAGGUGGGCCGUUAUACUAUUGUGAUCAAGUACGGCGGAGAUGAGAUCCCCACUUCUCCAUAUAGAGUGAGAGCGAGCGCUACAGGAGACGCCAGCAAGUGUACAGUCACGGGACUUGGCAUUGGGCCGACCAUCGGCAUCGGAGAGGAGGUCGGGUUUGUGGUGAACACUAAAGGAGCAGGGAAGGGCAAGGUCUCCUGCAUCGUCGUCACUCCAGACGGCACUGAGGUGGAAGCUGAAGUCAUCGAGAAUGUGGACGGGACCUUUGACAUCUUCUACAUGGCUCCUAAACCCGGGACCUACGUUAUUUACGUGCGCUUUGGAGGGGAGAACAUCCCCAGGAGCCCCUUCAAAGUCAUGGCAACAGAUGAAGUUCCCAUGAUGCAGCAGCAGCAGUCAGUCCAACAGCAGAAGGCAGCACCAGGCGUCGGCUUCCAGCCCUGGGUUACAGAUGGCGCGUAUAUUCCUGCCAACAGUGUGAACGGGACGGGGUACAGGCCUUUCGAUAUGGUGAUUCCCUUCACCUUUAGGAAGGGGGAAAUCACAGGUGAGGUUCACAUGCCGUCAGGUAAAACCGCCCAACCGGAGAUCAUCGACAACAAAGACGGGACCGUCACGGUGAAGUACGCGCCCACAGAGGCUGGACUCCAUGAAAUGCACAUUAAAUACAACGGGACACACAUCCCAGAGAGUCCUCUGCAGUUCUACGUCAACAGCUCAAACAGUCCUAACGUGACGGCGUACGGCCCGGGUCUGGUCUGUGGGACCGCCAAUAAAACCGCCAUGUUCACCAUCUACACUGAAGAUGCAUCUGACGGUGGCCUUGAUUUGGCCAUUGAAGGUCCAUCCAAGGCUGAGAUCAACUGUGUGGACAACAAAGACGGCACUUGCACGGUUUCAUACCUGCCCACACUGCCUGGAGAUUACAAUAUACUCGUCAGAUACAAUGACAAACACAUCGCAGGAAGCCCCUUCACCGCCAGGAUCACAGAGGACAACAAGAGGAAGUCCCAGGUAAAGCUGGGCUCCGCUGCAGAUUUCUCUCUGGAUAUCAACGAGACGGAUCUCAGUCUGCUCACCGCGAGCAUCAAAGCCCCGUCUGGUCACGACGAGCCCUGUUUGCUCAAGAGGCAGCCCAACAACCACAUCGGCAUUUCCUUCAUCCCAAGAGAAGUUGGAGAGCACCUGGUGAGCAUCAAGAAGAACGAGCGGCACGUUCCUAACAGCCCCAUCACCAUCAUGGUGGUCCAGUCUGAGAUCGGAGACGCCAGCAGAGUCAAAGUCUUCGGUCAGGGUCUGGUGGAGGGAAGCACAUUCGAGAUGGCCGACUUUGUGGUGGACACAAGGGAAGCUGGUUAUGGAGGUUUGGCGCUGUCCGUCGAGGGUCCCAGUAAGGUGGACAUACAGACAGAGGACAUGGAGGACGGCACUUGUGGCGUCUCAUAUUGUCCCACUGAGCCGGGCACAUACAUCGUGUCCAUCAGAUUUGCAGAAGAGCACGUCCCAGGAAGUCCGUUCAGCGUGAAAGUGAGCGGAGAAGGUCGUAUCCGCGAGAGCAUCACUCGCCGUCAGAAAGCCGCGUCCGUCGCUAGUGUUGGAAGUGUUUGUGAUCUCAACCUGAAGAUCCCAGGAAUCGACCUCCAGGACGUCUCGGCGCAGGUCAGCAGCCCGUCGGGAGCCACGGAAGCGGCUGAGAUGGUGGCAGUGGGAAAUCACACCUACUGCGUGCGCUUCGUGCCUCACGAGAUGGGCGUUCACACGGUGAGCGUGAAGUACCGCGGGCAGCACGUGCCGGGAAGCCCCUUCCAGUUCACCGUCGGCCCGCUGGGAGAAGGAGGAGCCCGUAAGGUGCGAGCGGGGGGUCCGGGUCUGGAGAAGGCCGAGACGGGUGUGCCAGCGGAGUUUAAUGUGUGGACGCGCGAGGCGGGCGCCGGCGGUCUGUCCAUCGCUCUUGAAGGUCCCAGUCGUGCAGAAAUCUCCUUCGAGGAAAGGAAGGACGGAUCCUGCGGCGUCUCCUAUGUAGCUCAAGAACCAGGCGACUACGAAGUGUCUAUAAAGUUCAACGACGAGCACAUUCCUGACAGCCCUUACCUGGUGCCCGUUCACGCUCCUGUGGACGACGCUCGGAGACUCACUGUUACCAGUCUUCAGGAGUCGGGUCUGAAGGUCAACCAGCCGGCAUCAUUUGCGGUGCGUCUGAACGGGGCAAAAGGCCACAUCGAUGCUAAAGUUCACAGUCCGUCCGGAGCCCUGGAGGAGUGUGUGGUGUCUGAACUAGAGCAAGACAAGUAUGCCAUCCGUUUCAUCCCACGAGAAAACGGCAUCCACGUCAUUGACGUGAAGUUCAACGGGACGCACAUCCCAGGCAGUCCGUUCCAGGUUCGUGUGGGAGAGCCGGGACAGAGCGGCGAUGCGGGCCUCGUCACUGCUUACGGACCCGGGCUGGAAAGAGGAACCACAGGUAACCAGGCCGAGUUUAUCAUCAAUAACACCAAAGCGGGGCCGGGAUCUCUGGCCGUCACCAUCGAGGGCCCGUCGAAGGUCAAGAUGGAGUGUCAGGAGUGUCCCGAAGGCUUUAGAGCGCACUACACACCAAUGGCCCCAGGAAACUACGUCAUCACUAUCAAAUAUGGCGGCCCCAACCACAUCAGCGGAAGCCCAUUUAAGGCCAAAGUCACAGGGCCACGGCUGGUGAACGUGACGAACGCCAGUGAGAUGUCCACUCUGAUGGUGGAUCCGGUGAGCAGGGCGAGCAGUGUGAACUCCUACAGCGCCUCUCCCAGAGCCGCUUCUGACGCCAGCAAGGUUCUCAGUCGAGGUCCGGGUCUCAGUAAGGCCUUCGUGGGCCAGAAAGCGUCUUUCUCUGUGGACUGCAGUAAAGCAGGGAAGAACAUGCUUCUGGUCGGCGUUCACGGUCCUCUGACGCCCUGCGAGGAGAUCCUGGUCAAACACACGGGAAACAUGCAGUACAACAUCAGCUACGUCUUAAAGGAGAGGGGCAACUACAUUCUGGCUGUGAAAUGGGGAGAUGAACACAUCCCAGGCUCCCCAUUCCAAGUCACCGUCCCAUAAUUCCCUGCGGUUAAUCAGAAACACUCCUGACAGAGAGAAAGACACUGUACAAAAACAACUAGAAGAUCUUCUUCAUUCUGCUGAACUUUGCACUUGAUCAGGUUUUUGACUGGAAUGUGAUGCAUUAUGACGGAAACGUUGAUGGCAUUUUGUUAUGAUGCAUGAAUUGUACAUUACUUCUAUUUCUCGAAUUUAGUUCAGCAUUGCACGUCUAAAGAUGAGUGUUGAAAAGUUAAAAGACGGUGUAUGAACAAACUGAUCAGGGUUUCACACCCAAACGUCUCUGUACUACUGAUAUUGACUCGAAUCGCUCGUCUCUUUCUAACAAUACUGACACUUUUAAUGCACAUAUAACCUUUCCAUGUCUGUGUUUGAUUCUCGCACAUAUUGAAUAGUUUACAUAAAAAUUACUAUACAUCAAGAUUUUAGACUCGCAAAUCAACCCUCAAGACCAAAAUAUCGGAUUUUCUGGCUUUUUGAAGACGCUAAUACACAAAAGUCACAGUAAUAGAUUUAUGCAGGGCUUUCACAUUCUUUGUCUUAAUUCUACUAGUUUUGAUAGUCCAGUGGUGAAGUAUUUUGUAAGUGUUUUAAGGGCAAGAGGGGACAUUUAAUUGCAUUUUGUAUUUAGCCGUUGGUGCCUUAUUGUGAAACACGUGAGUAGAUUCGAUGUACAUUUGCUUAUUAAAACUGACUGGAAUAAAGAAUUCAAGAAUAUAGAA